Colletotrichum spaethianum is the source of this 1305-nucleotide messenger RNA. RefSeq lists its product as uncharacterized. Gene Ontology annotation, molecular function: purine nucleosidase activity. The coding region runs from base 1 to 1305 and encodes 434 amino acids. Gene Ontology annotation, cellular component: cytosol. The record is from RefSeq and is a predicted model, not a curated record. Lineage: Eukaryota; Fungi; Ascomycota; Sordariomycetes; Glomerellales; Glomerellaceae. Gene Ontology annotation, biological process: purine nucleoside catabolic process. The transcript is spliced from 4 exons.
AUGACUCCCAAGAAUCGCGUCAUCAUUGAUUCCGAUCCUGGUAUCGACGAUGUCCUGGCCAUGCUCUUGGCCCUUUCGGCCUCUCCCGAAGAGCUCGAGGUCAUGAUGAUCUCUGUGACAUACGGCAACGUGCCAUUGCAGAGCUGUCUACGCAACGUCGUUGCUCUCUUCCACGUUUUGGAGAAGGAGAUUGCAUGGCGCAAGGAGAACGGCAAGCCCGAGGGCUUUGAGGCGCUGAAGGCCUACAAGCCCAUCGUGGCCGUUGGUGCCGAGCACCCCUUGGAAGACGACCAGCUGGCCGCCGACUACUUCCACGGAAUUGACGGCCUCCACGGCGUCCACGAGCAGCACCCUCACCUGACCCCGGAUGAUAGAUGGAAAUCACUCUUUCACACCGAGAAGAACCUUGAUCAUGACCCGUCUCCCUUCUCCAAGUACUUCACCCCAGCCAAGCAGGUCGCUCACAAGGAGAUUCUCCGCAUCCUCAAGGAAAACCCCCCCAACACGAUUUCCAUCUGCGUUGUUGGCCCGAUGACCAACGUCGCUCUCGCUGCCGCCGAAGACCCCGAGACUUUCCUCCGUGUCAAGGAGCUUUGCGUCAUGGGUGGUGCCGUCCAUGUCGAGGGAAACAUCACCCCAGUCGGUGAAUUCAACACCUACGCCGACACCGUGGCGGCUGCCAGAGUCUUCGCUUUGACUUCCCCGACACCCCGUUCGACGAUGCCACCCAUCUCGGACAAGCAGUCGUCCCUUCCCCCUUACCCGGCUAAGCUGUCCAAGAGGCUCAAGCUGACGCUGUUCCCCCUCGACAUCACUUCGCCUCACCUGCUCAUGAAGAACUUCUUCACGGAGCGCAUUGCGCCCAUCGUGAAGGCCGGAAGCCCCCUCGGCCAAUGGGUCAACCACUUCAUGUCCAAGACCUUUGAGAAGGUCGAGUCCAUGGAGGGCAACGGAGAGGAGCCCGGGCUCUCUCUGCACGACCCCCUGACCGUCUGGUAUCUACUGACCCAGUCCGACCCCAAGUGGAAGCCCGUCGCGGAGCCGGAGGAUAUCCGUAUCGAGACAUCUGGCCAGUGGACACGCGGAAUGCACGUCAUCGACCGCAGAAUCCGUGCCAAGUACACCGAGGCAGCCCUCGAAACCAACGAGUCCAACGAUGGCGUCGACGUCCUGACACUGGCCGAGGUUCCUGGCGACAAUGGCGGCUGGCUCAGCACCGGCAGGGGUAACAGAAUCAACAGGAUGCUCGAGUCUCCUGGUGAGGAGCUGUUUGCGCCGGAUCUCAUGAACAGGGUCUUUGGUUAA